Molecule: messenger RNA, 1296 nt
Organism: Linum tenue
Lineage: Eukaryota; Viridiplantae; Streptophyta; Magnoliopsida; Malpighiales; Linaceae
Source: the annotation of a GenBank genome assembly
AUUUUUUCACACACAAAGAGGAAACGUCGCCUGCGAUUCCUUCACACGCACAAAAACAAAAACAAAAACGAAAGCAAAAAAAAUAAAAUAAGAGAAAGAGUCGCCUCCGACUCUUGUAGGACGGAAUCGAGGCUUUGAGUGGUCUGUCUUCUCGUCAGAUACGAGAGAACAGAGGGAAUAAAAGAAUGGCUGUGCAGUUCAAUGGCGGCAGCUGUGUUGUGGCAAGAUCAAUCUCACCGGCGGAGUCGCCGUCAUUUCCGUCUGCGUUCCGUAAGUUGACCGGCGGUAGGUUUGGUGGUUCCGGCAAGGUGCGGCUCGUGUAUGCAGUUGGCGCUGCUGGAGCGGGGAACAGCAGCAGUGAUGGAAGCAGCAAGAAGAAGAGCGUGCCUAAUUCCAAUUAUGUGGUGCCUCUCGAUAAAUCGUUUUCCUUCGCCCAAUCUUCUUGCAUAACUCGCCCGCUCGCAGAGAUCUUACGUGAUCUGAACAAGAGGAUCCCGGAUAACAUAAUCAAGCCUCUCCAACCUCCGACCUCCAUUCCAUGGUAUCACGCCAACCGAAUGCUAAGCUUCUACGCCCCUGGGUGGUGUGGAGAAAUAAGGGAUGUUAUAUUUUCAGACAACGGUAGCGUUACUGUGGUUUACCGUGUUACCAUACGUGGAUCCGAUGGAGAGGCACACCGCGAGUCAAGUGGCACAGUGUCACCGGUUGAUGCCGACAUUGCUGAUCCUGUAGCAGCAGCAGAAGAAAUAGCUUUCUGCAGAGCUUGUGCUAGGUUUGGGCUUGGCUUGUAUCUAUACCAUGAAGAAUAGAGAGUAUCCUCACCACACAGGGGUUUGAGGGUGUGAUUAAUGUAUGAGUCCGUUAUUAUUACGAUGUUGUACUGAUUAAUCUCUCGCAAACUCGGCCAGCCAACAAAGGUAAAUAACUUGAAAGAAAUGUUUGCUUUCCAAAGGUUCAUUGAUUUGUUCCGGUCGAUUGUGCCCGAUUUUAGUGCAAUGCCACAAGGAAACUGAAAGUUAAAUGAACAACUGAAAGCAACAUGAAUACACCAAUAAAUAAGCACGAGUGGGAAAAUGUUGUCGAUGAGAUGGGAGGAUAUGAUUUAUUCUUCUUCUUCCUCUUCUUCAAAGCAUUCCGUUCCAAAAAAAAAUGGGCAAAAAAACAAAAAGAAUAGGAACAGAGACUGGGUAGGGGCCAAUAAUACGAUGUCCAAAGCCAGAAGGACGAGCUAAUAGUGUGCACUCGCUAGGCAAUUCGGCAAGGAGAUAUGCAAUUGUGGAGGCAUGGUUCAAUCAG